AUGGGUCAGAUCUUAUCCCUGCCCAUUGUCCAGAAGGACUCCCAGAAGAAUGGCGAUGGUUAUCUUGCGUACGGGUUCUCGUGCAUGCAAGGCUGGCGGACGAAUAUGGAGGAUGCUCAUGCCAUGAUCUUGGACUUGAAUGGUCUUGCUGAAGACUCAGAAGCCAGAGAUGCCAUUGAUGAUGAUGGCGAAGGUAAAGGUAAAGGAAGCUUGAAAAGCGACGAUCAUAUAGCCUUUUUUGGGGUGUAUGAUGGUCAUGGAGGUGCCAAAACCGCGGAAUUAACCGGAAUCUAUUUACAUAACUUGGUCAAAUACACUAAAGCAUAUUCCCAAGGUGACUUCUCCAAUGCUUUGAAAAAUGGGUUUUUGAAUUGUGACAAAUUCAUUUGGGAUAGAGCUAAGACGGAACCGGACGAUUCCGGUUGUGCGGCCACUUCGGCGAUAAUUACUCCUACCCAAAUCUUUUGUGGUAAUGCUGGAGAUUCUAGAACUAUCAUGUCUAUAAAUGGGUAUGCUAAGCCUUUAUCUUACGACCAUAAACCUCUGAAUGAAGGAGAAAAAACCAGGAUUUCUCGUGCCGGAGGGUAUGUUGAAAUGGGUAGAGUCAAUGGGAACUUGGCAUUAUCCAGAGGUAUUGGAGAUUUUGAGUUCAAACGUAGCAAAGAUUUACCUCCAGAAGAACAAGUGGUGACAUGCUAUCCUGAUGUGAUACAACAUAAUUUGGACUUUGAAAGUGAUGAGUUUGUAGUAUUGGCUUGUGAUGGAAUUUGGGAUUGUUUGACAUCUCAAACUUGUGUUGAAUGUAUUAGAUACGGGAUUUAUAACCGUAAACCAUUGGAACUUAUUUGUGAAGAACUUAUGGAUUUAUGUUGUGCACCAACUUCAGAUGGUCCAGGUAUUGGAUGUGACAAUAUGUCUAUAACCAUCGUUGCCUUAUUGGAUUAUACUAAGAAUGAAACCUUGGAUCAAUGGUAUGAUAAGAUCAUUGAAAGAAUUGAAUCCAGAAUCAAAAACCCACAAUCAACUACUUAUGGUCCUAUUUCAUUACCCUAUGAUGAAUUAUACAAGCAAAUGUUUGGUCGUAACUAUUCCAUCGGUACUGCUGGAGACGAGUUCGAUGAUGGAGAUAUGGGUGAUGGUCCUGGUUCUUAUGGGGGGAUUAGAGGUUAUCGUGCUGGUGGUGAAGAUGAUGAAGGGGAUGAAGAAGGUAGUGAGAAGAGAAGUGGUUCUGGUGGAGGUAUGAGCAUGAUAGACUUUUUAGCUUCUGGAAUAACUAGUGAGAAUGGGGUGAUCUACUUAGAUAAGAAUGCUCCCCAAUCUAUUUUAGCACUUUGUGGGAUGAGCAGUGUUAAGGAAGAAGACGAAGAUGAAGAAGACAGAGGAGAAGCAGAAGAAGAAGAAGAUGAAGAAGAUGAAGAAGAAGAGAAAAAAGAUGAUGAUGGAGACGAUAAUGACGACAAUGAACAACAAAAUCAACAACAAACCAAGGUUCAUAAAAAGAAUCAAAUUGAAGAAUUGGAAGGUUAA
This is a messenger RNA of Lizanozyma spartinae, 1527 nucleotides long. RefSeq names its product type 2C protein phosphatase (gene PTC2). The transcript has a single exon. The record is from RefSeq and is a predicted model, not a curated record. The coding region runs from base 1 to 1527 and encodes 508 amino acids. Gene Ontology annotation, molecular function: cation binding; protein serine/threonine phosphatase activity. Gene Ontology annotation, biological process: protein dephosphorylation. Lineage: Eukaryota; Fungi; Ascomycota; Pichiomycetes; Serinales; Debaryomycetaceae.